Plenodomus lingam JN3 is the source of this 252-nucleotide messenger RNA. The record is from RefSeq and is a predicted model, not a curated record. NCBI's taxonomy places the organism in Eukaryota, Fungi, Ascomycota, Dothideomycetes, Pleosporales, Leptosphaeriaceae.
AUGGUUGUUGGUGGCAGCCGGAGGGGCCGGUUAUCUCGAGAUUGUGGGGCUCCACCGUACUCCAUCUCCAUCUUCACGGAGAGUACGGUUAGCGUCUGGAAAAUCGUGCGAGUAGCAUCUUUGUUGGAUAGCAUUAGUGAAUCGCUCCCACAAGGGAACAAGGUACAAACUCGCCAUUGCAGUGAGCGCGGCUACUUCUGGUCAAGGCAAUUGAUGUGGCAUGUCAACCUUCCUUCCCUCACGAGUGAGUAG